Messenger RNA from Mugil cephalus (flathead mullet), 1794 nucleotides. Its product is annotated as probable gluconokinase. NCBI's taxonomy places the organism in Eukaryota, Metazoa, Chordata, Actinopteri, Mugiliformes, Mugilidae. The coding region runs from base 249 to 821 and encodes 190 amino acids. Gene Ontology annotation, cellular component: cytoplasm. The transcript has 6 exons. The record is from RefSeq and is a predicted model, not a curated record. Gene Ontology annotation, molecular function: gluconokinase activity.
AGCAAAACAACCUGCCGUAACGGUCCAGGUCCCGGAAGUACGCUGAUACAUUCAGGAGAAUCACGAGUAGACAAAACAGAUCUGCUGAUUGACUCGUUUACCUAAGACUGCAGUAUCAGUAUCACUAUGUUUCCUCAUUAACAGCUAAUAAAAUAUAUUUCUACUUAAUGACAGCAACUACGGAAGCUCCAACAGUUCAUUACAACGGAUUGAAUCUGCCUUCCUCUGUCUAGACGUCCACAGACAGGAUGAUCUACAUAAUAAUGGGAGUCUCGGGUUGUGGAAAAAGUUCACUGGGGUUGAUCCUAUCUGAAAAGUUGGGCUGGCCUCUGCAUGAAGGGGAUAACUUCCACCCUCGGGAGAACGUGGAGAAGAUGGUUCGUGGUGAACCACUCACAGAUGAGGACAGGUUGCCUUGGCUUCUUAUACUUCACGAAAUCAUCCAGAGAGAACGGAGUUCAGGCUCUCACGCUCUCGUGGUGUGCUCUGCCCUGAAGCGCCACUACCGGCAAAUCCUCCUUCACGGCUCCAGAGCUCUCUCUUCCUCGUCCUGCCCAGGCCAAGAUAUCUUGCCUCCCGCUUCUCCCGAUAUCUUUUUCCUCUUCCUAUAUGGCGACUAUGACCUCAUUCACGAGAGGAUGGUUGCUCGGAGGGGACAUUACAUGAAAGCGGACCUGCUGCGUUCGCAGUUCGAUGCGUUAGAGCCCCCGAUGGACGAGGAGAACGUGCUGCCGCUGGACAUCAGGAGGAGCAUCGCCGACAUGGUCACGGAGGUUGAGAAGCACGUCCUCAGCCUCAAGUUGCCACCGGUGAUGAAGUGACACAGAUGAAGCCGCCCCUCACCGUGAACUGUUGAGUGUGUUUAGUCAUGCUGGUGGCUAAAUUGUCCAAACUGAAAUAGCUCAGCAGCUUCUGACUGGAUUGCUUUGGCCUUUUCUUCUUGUUGCCCAGAGUUGACCCUGACUUUUCCUUCAUGCCUCCAAGAGCUUGACAUCUGUGAUCCAGUGUGAUGUGUCUUAACAACACAUGGAGGGAUUGGAUUGUCCCUUCUUUCUGAAGUGUCUUAAAACAUUACACGGACAAUCAUUGCUCACCUACUGUGUAUAUAUAUAUAUAUUUUUAUGACAGUGUAAUUUCAUCAGAUUAACCUUGUGUGUUUCUACUCAGAUAUACUGAAAAUGAUUGAAUGGAUUGCUGUGGAUUUCCAGGGACUCCAGAGAGUUAGUUAUAGUGAUUGUCAUAAUGCCCUUUACUUUUCAUUUGGUGCCAUUUUCAGAGUGAUUUAUAAUCAGAUGCCUGCAGUCUACUGACUUUGAACUACUCGUACCUUUAGUUUAAGCAAUUAUUAACAUUAUCAGCAUGUGAUAAACCAAACUAAGAUGAGGGUCCAGACCAGGGUGACAGUGUUGUAGUUGUUAGCAUGUUUUGCUCAACGCACUAGUGUCUGUAUCUAGUAUCUAUCCAGUUUGUAUUCACGGAGAUUUAAGUCAUUGCUUAUGUUCUGGUGCAAAACCACAGAGAAGCUUGUGGAGUAGUGGGAGUUGUGGUUUGAUGCACUCAUCAGUGCUUCAGUAGGAAACGAAAUACAGGAUAUCAGUGAUCCUGUAUCCUUCGGGUCUAACAGCCAGUUAGUUGAAAGAGCGGUUGAAACUGCAGUAGGUGCGGAUAAAAAAAAAAAGAAGAAAAAAACAAAAAAACUUAUGAAAUGGACUGUGGUUGAAGCAGUUUGUAAGUAGAAAAUCAUCACAAUCUUUCUGAUCAUCAAGCCUUGAUCUUUAAUACUUGAAAUCAACA